AAGCACAGUCAAACCAUAACAUUCUCUUAAAAACAAUCUUAUUUUUUGUGAUAAGAAAGCAAGAAGGAAUCGAUAUGUCGAUUGUUCAAAAGAUUUGCUUCUUGAUACUAAUGCUAGUUUUGAGCACUCCACUUAAUGGUGAUGAUAAUACUUAUAAUGUGCAAGACUAUGGCGCUGUUGCAGAUGGAACAACUGAUAACACUCAGCCAUUCAUGGAUACAUGGAAAGCAGCAUGCUCGUCAGGUGGCACGAUGGUGAUACCAGCAGCAGGGGGAAACUUUUUUGUGAAUAAGAUAGAGCUUGAAGGACCGUGCAGUGGUCAAGUAACAUUUCAACUUGAUGGGGUUAUCGUGGCACCAUCGGGUAAUCCAUAUCCAGAUUCUUGGUUUACAUUUCACGCAAUUGAUGGAUUUACUAUGCAAGGUUCUGGUAUGUUUGAUGGCAAUGGUCCUUCAGCUUGGGCGCAGUGCCCCGUAUGCUCUGCAUCAAUAGGACUGUAUGCUAUUACCAAUGCACAUAUUCAGGACAUCACAUCACUUAAUAGUAAAGGCUUCCACUUCGUCAUGGUUGGAGGGGAAGGUGUCACAUUCGAACACAUCAACAUAACAGCUCCAGGUGACAGUCCCAACACGGAUGGAAUAAAUAUGGCGCAAUCUAACAAUAUCCAGAUUAUUGAUUCUGAUAUUGGCACCGGUGAUGACUGCGUGGCCAUUGAAGAAGGGUGCACAAACAUCAAUGUGACGGGGGUUAAUUGUGGUCCGGGGCAUGGUAUUAGCAUCGGAAGCAUUGGCAAGCUUGAGGCGGAUAAAGAUGUGCAAGGAGUUUAUGUACAGCACUGUACUUUAACCUCUACUCAAAAUGGUGUGAGGAUAAAAUCCUGGGCUCCUUCAUAUCCUGUCACUGUUUCAAAUGUUACUUAUGAAGAUAUCACAAUUAAUAAUGCAAGUAAUCCAAUAAUCAUUGACCAGACAUAUUGUUAUGAUAACAAGGAGUGUCCGGGCGAAUCGCAAGUUCGAAUCAGCAAUGUGAAGUACAUCGGCGUUACCGGAACUUCAGCAUCUCAAGUUGCCGUGAGUUUACAAUGCAGCAACAAUGUGCCAUGCCAGGACAUAUAUCUGGAGAAUAUUGAUUUAACAUUAUCAGGUGGAGGACAAACAUCUUCUCAGUGUGUCAAUGCUAAUGUGACGUACUCGGGGACACAGAAUCCUCCUCCUUGUAAUCAAUAA
Messenger RNA from Daucus carota subsp. sativus, 1226 nucleotides. Its product is annotated as exopolygalacturonase. The coding region runs from base 75 to 1226 and encodes 383 amino acids. NCBI's taxonomy places the organism in Eukaryota, Viridiplantae, Streptophyta, Magnoliopsida, Apiales, Apiaceae. Gene Ontology annotation, biological process: carbohydrate metabolic process. The transcript has 4 exons. The record is from RefSeq and is a predicted model, not a curated record. Gene Ontology annotation, molecular function: polygalacturonase activity.